AUGGGACGUGCGCUGUAUUCACAGUCUUAUGCUCCAGCAAUCCGCGAACCUUCAUCCUCUCAAUAUGAAAAAUGGAGUAUCAGCAACCCUUUUGAUCCAGAUUCGGAGGAAUUCUUCGAGGGAGCUCAGUAUGAAGCCUUUCUUCCUACGCCCACCAACUCCAGCACAAAUAACGGCGAAUCAGCUAUUCCGACCAGAGUGCCUAUCAGCGCCACUCGUGCUACAAUGACGCGUGACGUUAGCCAGCCCCUAAGAACGUCGCGUGUCAGAAUAUCCAGUGAAGACCCAUCUGUCACCUCAGCGUCCAAUUCCCUGAUCUUCGACUCGGUACCACGAGAUUUUCCUGACAUGGAUGCACCCACUCUGCCCAUUUCACCUCCGCCUGUGACCAUCUCCGACUUCAUUGACGCAGACAUGGAAACGACAAGACCAACUCCUAGUCCCAUGGCGGCGGAUUCAGACUCUGAAGACCCCAUUCGCAUCUUGGCUGGAUUCAUAAACGCUUCGCGGAGUCAGGGAGAAACUGAAGCCAACAUCAAUGUAUCCGAGAUCCUGCGGCAGUUGGAUGAGCGCUGGCGAAGAGAGGUCAGGGAGGCUCAGAAUCUUCUACGAGAUGAUAACGGAAGCCGACCCCAGCGAUAUCUCCCACCACUUUCCUAUCCUUCCUCGAACGCAAGUUCUUCCUAUUCUCGUGCUGACUCGCCUUCGUCUCCGAUCUUUUUCCCAUCUCCGCCAUCUGAGACGCUGCCUACACCUCCGACAAUGUCCAGGGAACUGGCUGUUUUCCCCGAUUCAGAAUCAUCCCGCCAUCUUACCUUCCACUUGGAUGAAGAUUUGGAGCAGGUCGAACGCGAAUUGCUGGAUUUUGAGUCGCAGAGUGUACUAGACGCAACUGAAUCUCUCCCUGCACCAUUUUCCGAAUCUUCCUCCGCACCUGUAGUCCCUGCCUCUCAAUCACAGACUCCUCCUCGUCCCGUUCGAAUCCGUCACCAUCCUUCCAGUAGUGUCGGGAACGAAGUUGGGCUUGACAUGUCUCCUCCUCCAUCAGUUUCGCCGCGUCUGUACAACUGGUCUCGAACCGGAUCAGAGUCACGCCCGCGCUACAAUUCCCUGACUACUUCGUCCGUGAACUUUGGAAGACACGAAGGGUUGCGUUCUGUGCGAGGCGUUACAAUUUCUGAGGGGAGGUUUUAG
Lentinula edodes (shiitake mushroom) is the source of this 1194-nucleotide messenger RNA. RefSeq lists its product as uncharacterized. The coding region runs from base 1 to 1194 and encodes 397 amino acids. Lineage: Eukaryota; Fungi; Basidiomycota; Agaricomycetes; Agaricales; Omphalotaceae. The record is from RefSeq and is a predicted model, not a curated record. The transcript has a single exon.